Molecule: messenger RNA, 3883 nt
Organism: Schistosoma haematobium
Lineage: Eukaryota; Metazoa; Platyhelminthes; Trematoda; Strigeidida; Schistosomatidae
Product: Ubiquitin carboxyl-terminal hydrolase MINDY-3
Exons: 11
Coding region: 2379-3782 (467 amino acids)
Biological process (GO): protein K48-linked deubiquitination
Molecular function (GO): cysteine-type deubiquitinase activity; K48-linked deubiquitinase activity
Source: RefSeq, a predicted model, not a curated record
CCCAAAUUGAAACUGAUUAGAUAACUGGCCUACCAAACUUAAAACUGAAGAGUCUCCUUGCAAACAUGCCACAUUAUGACUGGCAGUCAGUUCACCAUAGUUCGAAAAGCUGAAAACACCGAACCAUCUCUUAGGAAUGAUAACCCAAUUCGAGUUUUCUAAACUGCAUAUUGGAGUUUUUCAAAAGCCGGAAUAUCCAAGUACGACGCUACUUUGAAAUAAGGUACCUCUAGAAGAACCCUUCCACGAUGUGGGGAACCAGGAAGUGAUAACCGCCCUCAUACCACUAGCAGCACUCAAGAUCACUGAGAUUCUGAAGAGAUGUUGGCGAACUCCGGUCGCGAAGAGGAAAAUACUCCUUACACUGUGAUGUUGUCCAGAGAAGCUUGAAAAGCACUUAUAGGGUGGGAAACUCAUGGAUCCAGAAUCAUCGAAGCAUCCUUCAAAACGAAGAAGGAGUGAAUUGCAAUAAAUGUUACCCACUGUUGUGCACCUACCAAUGAUAGCAAUGACAACGAUAAAGAUCAGUUUUACGAGAGGCUACAAUCGCUCAUAGCAAAGUGCUCAGGAAAGGACCUAACAAUCCUGGUGGGAGAUCUGAACGGCAAAGGCGGAAUGGACAACACCGGGUAUGAAGAUAUAAUGGGACGACAUGGACUGGGAGAGAGGAACGAAAAUGGGAAAAGAUUUAUAAAUCUAUGUGCAUUCAACAAAUCGGUUAUAAGCAGCACAAUAUUUCCACACAAAGUUGCAAGAGAAAGAAAUAUGAAACAACUAUAUGAUACGACAAAGAAACUGACAGGAAAAUAUAGUAAACCAGAGUCUGGUCAAGAACGAAUAAGGUAAUCACCGAGUUCCAAGAACAGAUGUGUAGAAUACUUCGAGGAACUUUUGAAUGGACCAGCUCCAUUGAAUCCAUCGGAUAUCGAAGCAACACACACACCAUUCUAUAGAUGUCACUCCACCAACGAUCGAAGAAAUCGGGAUGGCCAUCAGAAAAUCAAGAGUGGGAAAGCAACAAGAUCUGACAAUAUACCAGCUGAAGCACUAAAGUCAGACACAGAAGUAGCUGUAAACAUGCUUUACAUUCUAUUCAGGAAGAUUUAGGGCAAAGAACAAGUGCCAGCAGACGGGAUAAAGGACACCUCAUCAAGAUACCACAUAAAGGAGAUCUGAGUAAAUGUAAGAACUACAGAGGAAUCACAUUGCUGUCAGUACCAGGAAAGGUCUUCGACAGAAUGUUGCUGAACUGGAUAAAAGAUUCAGUAGACACCUAGCUUCCAAGUCAAUAGGUCGGAUUCUGUAAGGAUCGGUUGUGCACAGACCGAAGGUACUUGACAGCGUGGAUAAAGAACCUCACGGAACCUUCUUCGACACUGUCUAAUCUCUCCCUGCCACUUUCUUUUGGUGGUUGACUGGAUUAUGAAGAUCUCCACAUCUGACGGUAAGCACAGAAUACAAUGAACAGGGUGGAUGCAACUUUACUAUUUGGAUUUCGUAGAUCACUUAGCUCUUCUAUCCCAUACACACCAACAAACGUAGGUCAAGACAAACAGUGCCUCAGCAGCCUCUGCAUCAGUAAGCCUCAACACAUACAAGACAAAACGUAAGAUCCUGAAAUACAACACAGAAAACACCAACUCAAUCACACUUGAUGGAGAAACAGUGGAGGAGGUGGACACUUUCACGUACCUGAUCAGCACCGUCGAUAAACUGAGACAAUUCGAUGCCGACGUGAAGGCAAGGAUUGGCAAAGUAAGGACCUCAUUCCUACAUUUGAAGAACAUAUAGAACUCAAAACAACUGUCAACCAAUAUGAGAAACAGAAUCUUUAGUACGAACGUCAAGACAGUUGUACUGUGCGGAGCUGGAAGUUGGAGAACCACCACGACCAUCACCGAAGAAGUACAAGUAUUUAUAAACAAUUGUCUACGCAAUAUACUGAAUAUCCUUUGACCAGAUACUAUCAGCAACAACCUACUGUGUGAGCGAACAAACCAGCUUCCUGUUUAAGAAGAAACUGGGGUGAGAUGCUGUAGAUGGAUGUGAUAUACAUUUGGAAAAUCGUCAGACUACAUUACUAAGCAAGCGCUAACUUGGAAUCCUGAAGGGAAGUGGAAAAGAGGAAGAUUAAGGAAGACGUUACGUUGAUAAUUGGAAGCAGACAUGAAAAUGAUGAAUAAGAACUGGAAAGGAUUGUCGAGGACAGAGUUGGAUGAGGAAUGCUGGUGAACUGUCUAUGCUACUCCACGAGGAGUAACAGGUGUUAGCUUUCAAAUUGAACAGUUUCCACAAAUCCGUCAUUUUUUUCAUUCAGCUUCCAGUAGUUUGUGGGAUAUGCAAACGGUUGUUUUACAGUACCAAUUAACGAUCUAUUGAUGACUGAGAGCUGUAUAGCCCGGAUACGUGAAUUCAAUCGUGUUAUAUGGGGUGGAUCCAAUGUGAAGACAGAUUUGUUCAAACGUUGGUGUCAAGGAUUUUCAUUUAGCCCUGUUGAGUUUAGUGCUUUGGUACAAUCAACAGGUGGUCCAUGUGCUAUUAUAGCUACUACUCAAGCCACAAUUAUGUACGAGGUUUUGUUCAUUCGCAAGCAGAACCUAGCUGAUAUUACAGAUGUCGACAAUAUGGAAAUUCUACUGAGCGCCCUGUUAAGAAUAAUUCUAUUGGUUUCGAGUGAUCGCCAAAGCCAUUUUUGCUGGGUUUACUGGUGCGAAGAUGAAGAACCAGCGAGUUCUGAGUCCUCUAUUCAAAAUGAAAAAUGUGCCACCAGUGAUUUCAGUGCUGUCAAUAAGUCAUUGGAUUCUAAUAUAAACCAGCUUGGAGAAUGCGGUUUCCAGAAAUUUAUUAAUGGUUUAAGAUGCUUCGAAGCGGAAACUGUCGAGGAACUCCGUGCAGUUGCUUUCUCGUUACUUCCUCAAAUAAAAUCAAAAUAUGGAGUAUUGUGCUUCCUUUAUUCUGUUUUGUUCACACAUGGACUUCAGUCACUUAUAAAUGAAAUGAAUGGUGAAAUGGAUGCUUUGAUUGAUCCAAUUCAUGGACAUGCUAGUCAGUGUCUGAUUAAUUUACUAAUUACUGGAGAAAGCACGCCAUAUUUAUUCGAUGGUGAAAGAGAUCUCGGAGGAUUUACAUUGAAAGGUAUAUCUAGGCAACCGAAAACCGGUUUCUUGACUUUUGUUGAAGCAAUGAGAUAUUGUGAAGUGGGAUGGUUUUUGAAAAAUCCAUAUUACCCAGUUUGGAUUUUGGGAUCUGAGACACACUUAACCGUUUUGGCGUCGCCAGACAUGUCGUUGGUGUCAAAAAAUGUCAAGUCAGAAAUUAACUCCAUAUCAGGUUUACGUCAAGCUGAAGUUGAGUUUAAUUAUCUAAGCCCAGAUCAAGAUACUGGAGGUUUUAUCAGUUCGUCAGAUUUUGAAAAAUUACUGACCAAAUUACGUCUAUCUACAGGAUCCCAACAAGUAAAUGAUUUAGUUACAAAACUAGAUCCUGAAGGUUUAGGAAUAAUUUUGAAGAAAGACUUCCUACAGUUCUUUUUUCCCGAAGAAAUGGCAAAGCACACCACUGAAGUUAUUAGCUUUCAGUUAAUCCAUUAUAAUGGUUUGGAACACUCUAAUAGUGAAGGUCGGGUUCGAUACAGUAUUGGUGAAGCCCGCUUAAUAGAUCCUACAGAAGAGCUUAUCGAGACCCAGCCUAUUGAUCAAAGUCCUAUACAGCAGUGCUUGGCAACAAAAUGGCCUACAAUACGAAUCAAAUGGAACGUAAACAGAAGUCCGUCACUGAACUAAUUUUUUUGUAAUAUAUUGCAGUAGCAACUCAUCAUUAUUACCCAAACGCUUUCAAAUCUAAAUUUGUACAGUUUAUCACUUUGUAAUCAAAAUGGAGUGUU